Coffea arabica (coffee) is the source of this 4371-nucleotide messenger RNA. RefSeq lists its product as uncharacterized. Lineage: Eukaryota; Viridiplantae; Streptophyta; Magnoliopsida; Gentianales; Rubiaceae. Gene Ontology annotation, biological process: DNA integration. Gene Ontology annotation, molecular function: RNA-DNA hybrid ribonuclease activity; nucleic acid binding. The record is from RefSeq and is a predicted model, not a curated record.
AUGAAGCCUACGCGUUCUAAGAGUAGAAAAGCUCUCACCAUUGGUGCUGAGCAAAGCAAUGCAGCUUCACAAGAAGACAUAUCUGAAGGGCAGGGGCCUCCAAGGACCCAGCCCGCAAACGAAGAAGCCAUCACUCGUAUGGCCGAGUUUGUAACCGAGAACCCCAACAUCUUUGAGGAGUUGGGAAAAUAUUUAAAGAGGCAAGGCAAGCAGAAGGCUGAGUCCUCUAAAAGAAAGUCAGAUGGAUCUCCUGAAGGUUCAUCUGAAGAGGAGUCUGAUGGGAGGCGCCUAAGCCGGAGUGCGUCGAAACGAGCGUUUUCCAAGGCCACCUCCAAGGUAGCCUCCCUAACUAAGGCCUUUUCUCGAGGUCUCCUGGGGCGACGACCUGAGGAAGAACCUCGGCCCCUGGGAAUACCUGGGAUGAAUUAUAUGAGGGCCCCGCCUUUUACCGACGACAUUAACGAGGAAAGGCUUCCUCCAAACUUCAAUCUGCCCGCGAUACCGUCUUAUGACGGCCGAGGUGAUCCCGAGGAUCACAUUCAUGCCUUCAUCUCGGCCUUCCGCUUAUACUGCAUCCCUUACCCCGUCAUAUGCCGAGCCUUCCCAGUAUUCCUCCAGGGGACAGCUCGAAAAUGGUUCUGGGGAUUAGAACCUAGGAGCAUCUCAACCCUGGGAGGACUGGUGGAAAGAUUUCUCCAUAGGUUUAUUUCAUCCCGACCUACGACCCGAACCUCGGCUUAUCUGCUGAACAUGCAGCAGAACCCGGGUGAGUCACUUCGGUCGUAUGUUCAGAGGUUCCAUGAAGAAAGCGUGCAGAUACCUGAUCCUAAUGAGCAGGUCACCAUCGCCGCUUUCACCCAUGGGCUCGUUUCCGGGGUGUUCAACACGGGGAUUCACAAGAAAUAUCCCCGCACCCUCCACGAGCUGUGGUUAAAGGUUGAGAAGGGCAUACAAGCCGAAGAUCUCAACCGCAUGAAAAAGGAGGACUGCAACGAUCUCAAGAGAGAGAUCGAGAACCUCAUUAGACAAGGCCACCUCAAGCAGUUCAUCCGCCUAAGUGGAGGUCAUCCGCGUGAUGAGAAUCAACGUGAUAAACGAGGUGACCAACUCCAAGAUGAGAGGCGGACGUCGAGAACCAGUUGUCGACCUCCUGAGGAUCCUAGGGAGUCGAAGAGGCCACCCGGAGACGGAUCCUCAGGUCAAGGAUUAGGAUAUGGACCAAAUAUUGCCGGAGUCAUCAACACCAUUGCCGGAGGUCCGACGGGAGGAGAUAGUCAAAACUCCCGGAAGUGGACCUACAGACAAGCCAACCCGGAUCAGGCUGAGUCGAGCUCUCGCCUGUCCGAGGUGAUUACUUACGGGCCCAGUGAUCCCAUCCCAGCUGCCUCCAGCAGUCAUGAAGCUUUGGUGAUUGAAAUCCUCACCAAUAACUACAUCGUGAAAAAGGUAUACAUUGACCCGGGGAGUUCAGUUGACGUCAUGUACCUCCGUACCUUUGAGAGCCUUAAACUGGCCAGGGAGUGCAUGACCCCGGUGAGAACCCCUCUUGUCGGGUUCGGGAGACACAUUGUGCACCCCGAAGGGAUGGUGACUUUGACAGUGACUGUAGGGCAUCACCCCCGCUGCAGAACCAUCCCCGUCAACUUCGUAGUGGUCAAGACUGACUCCCCAUACAACUUACUCCUAGGCCGACCUACACUUAAUGCUUUGCGGGCAGUAUACUCCACCUAUCACCUAAGCUUUAAGUUUCCUACUCCAGAGGGGGUAGCCGAGGUCAGCAGCGACGUCUGCGCUGCCCGGGAGUGUUAUCUCGCCACUCUACAAGCAGCCUCCCCGUCCACCUCCGGAGCAAGGCCCGAGAGGAAGUCAAAUAUCCUCUCAAUAGAUAGCAUCGAUCCUCAGCGAGCUGAGAAGAUCCCGAGGCUGGAGACUGGGGAUGAGGUGGAAGAAUUCCCUCUGGACCCCACGAAGCCUGAUCAAACGAUUCGGGUCGGUACCCGAUUGCCCAAUCUUGUCAAAAGAGGUAUGGUGAGCCUCCUCAGAGAAUACCGGGACGUCUUUGCUUGGGCCGCAGAGGAGGUUCAAGGGGUCCCGCAUCACCUCAUGAUACAUGAGUUGAACGUCGACCCCCAAAUCCGCCCGGUCAAACAGAAAAUAAGGCACAUCGGCCCUGAGCGUAGCCGAGCUGUUGGCGAAGAGGUGGACAAGCUCCUCCCUGCAAAGAUCAUCCGGGAGGUCCAAUAUCCGACCUGGUUAUCCAACCCGGUCAUGGUAAAGAAGGACACUGGGGUUUGGAGAAUGUGCGUCGACUUCACCGACCUCAACAAAACUUGUCCCAAGGAUUGCUACCCGUUGCCCAAGGUCGAUACCUUGGUGGACUCGGCAAUGGGUUAUGAGGUCCUCUGCUUCUUUGAUGCCUUCAAAGGGUACCACCAGAUCGGAAUGAGUCCGAAGGAUCAGGAAAAGACCUCCUUCUACACUGACCGAGGCACAUAUUGCUACACCACUAUGCCUUUCGGAUUGAAGAACGCCGGGGCCACAUACCAACGCUUGGUUAACCAAGCCUUUAAGUCUCAGAUCGGCCGGAUGGUUGAGGCCUACGUAGAUGAUAUCCUCCUCAAAAGUCGGACAACCUCCACAUUCCUUGCCGACCUGAAAGAAGUCCUGGAAGUCUUUCGGAAGACGCGAAUGAUGCUAAACCCCAAGAAGUGUGUCCUGGGGGUAACUUCGGGGAAGUUUUUGGGCUACCUCGUCUCCAGGCGAGGUAUUGAAGCAAAUCCAGACAAGGUGAAAGCAAUUCAAGAAAUGUCUCCACCUCGGUGCGUCCGCGAUGUCCAAAGGUUGACGGGGCGGUUGGCCGCCCUGAAUCGAUUCCUAUCGCAUUCAGCCUCCAAGGCAUUGCCAUUUUUCAAAGUCUUCAAAAAGGCCAACAACUUCUCCUGGACUGAAGAGUGUCAACAGGCGUUUGAGCAACUAAAGGAGUACCUCAACCACCUCCCAACACUCACUUCACCUCGCCCAGGGGACAAGUUAAUCUUGUACCUAUCUGCUGCCGCUGAAGCUGUAAGUGCCGUACUGAUAAGGGAGGAAGGUGUCCAAACACCUGUUUAUUAUGUUAGCCGAGUCCUCCGAGGUCCGGAGACCAGGUACACUCAGGAGGAGAAACUUGUGCUGGCCUUAAUUCAUGCAGCUCAUAGGAUUAAGCCCUACUUCCUGGCCCAUCCCGUCUGCCUGAGGACAGACCAACCACUUCGGCAGGUCCUAUCGCGACCGGAAACCUCUGGACGCCUCACCAAGUGGGCCAUCGAGCUGGGAGAAUACGACUUAUCCUAUGAGCCUCGCACGGCAAUUAUAGCCCAGGCUCUCGCGGAUUUCCUUGCCGAGCUUACUUUUGAGGAAGUGAAUGGGACCAUCCCGGCUACUACCCAAGCUGUCACCUCGUCCACCGCCGAGCCUCAACGAUGGACCUUGCAUGUGGAUGGCUCAUCCAAUAGUGAGGGUAGUGGAGCCAGCUUGCUCCUCGAAGAUCCCCAAGAAGAAAUUUGCUCGUAUGCCUUGAGGUUUGAUUUUGCUGCUUCCAACAAUGAGGCCGAAUACGAAGCAGUCAUCGCCGGCCUGCAGUUAGCUCGCAAGCUCGGGGCCGCGCAUAUCAUGGUCUAUAGCGACUCUCAACUCGUCGUGUGCCAAAUAUUAGGCGAAUACGAGGCCAGGGAAGAGGUGAUGCAUCGAUACCUCUCCAAGAGGAUACCACGGUCACAGAACAGGAGAGCUGAUGCUCUCUCCCGGCUCGCUUCUACCUCUUUUUCUGACCUGAACAAAACGGUCCUUGUAGAAGUUCUAGCCGAACCGGGGUACGAAGGGGAAGAGGUGUAUCCCAUCUACCCUGGGGACACCUGGAUGGGACCGCUAGUUCGAUUCCUCAGCCGAGGUGAACUCCCCGAAGAUCGAGCUGAGUCACGCAAACUUCAGCGUAAAGCAGCUCGGUACGCCUUUCGACAGGGCCUCUUGUACAAGAGGUCCUACCUCGGCCCAUGGCUACGAUGUAUCACCCCAGAAGAAGGCGAUAGAAUUCUUCAAGACAUUCAUGAGGGACUCUGUGGUGCCUACGUCGGUUUCAGGAUGCUCGUGAAAAAGGCUUUGUUGUUGGGGUACUUUUGGCCCACCAUGAGGGUAGAUGCCCAGGUUAUGGUCCUUUGCUGUCCUUCUUGUCAGCACCAUGCCCCUGAGCACCACCAACCAACCAAUCUUAUGAUUCCUAUCACCUCGUCGUGGCCCUUCGAGCAGUGGGGAACUGACAUAAUCGGCCCAUUUCCAAGGGCUCCGGGUGGUUAUACCUACGUGGUGGUAGCAGUGGACUACUUCACCAAAUGA